Messenger RNA from Galdieria sulphuraria, 429 nucleotides. RefSeq lists its product as uncharacterized. The transcript has 2 exons. The record is from RefSeq and is a predicted model, not a curated record. The coding region runs from base 95 to 343 and encodes 82 amino acids. Lineage: Eukaryota; Rhodophyta; Bangiophyceae; Galdieriales; Galdieriaceae.
AAUAGAGACCGUCGCAGAGUCAAAGAAUAUAAAAAAUGGUUGGCUCAGUUGGAGAAGAAAGGUGAAUUGCAACAAUACAGUAUAAAAGGCUGGUAUGGUGAAGAAACUACGUCACUGGAACAAGAUAAGAAAGAGGAACCAAAAGCUUGUCAAAGACAACAAGUACAGAACUUCGAACAAGAAACACUUUUAUCAAGCAAAAAAACUUGUGAUGAGGGCGCAACUGUUUCACAACAAUACACCGCAACGCCUGUUAUGGAAUCGUUUCAACAGGUACUCGAGUCUCGAAAGAAAGAAAAAAUGGUUCAUCUACAGAAACGUAAGAACAAGCAUAGAAAAUUAACUUUGCGAACUCGUAAAGGACAGCCCAUUAUGAAAUAUCAAAUGGCAAAUGUUAUAGAAAAGCUAAAUUGUCAAAAGUGAAAAAAA